AAAAAGGAAGACGAAGAAGAAGACGCGCAAACGGACGGAGAAAUGGCGGCAUCGCUGCAGCGAGUUCUAGAGCGAGCCGAGUUGUGUAAACUUCCGAAGGUUCUCCAGGAGAAGCUGGAGAAGGCCCUGGUGGAGCAGCAGAGUGAGACGGAUUACUUUAAGGCGCAGUAUGAGCAGCUCCGUGUGGACAGCGAGCUACAGUAUGCGGAGCUGGAGAAGCGGUACACAGAGAGCCAGGAUCAGUGUGUGUCUGUAACAAAAGAUCACCAGAAGCUCCAGGAAGAGUUCUUGUCACUCGAUGAAGAGCUAAAAUCUCUCCACGAGAAAACAAAGGAACACGAAUCCUCGCAUGCAAACCUGGAGUCAGAGCUGAAAGAACUCUCCAAAUUAAAGGAAGAUCUGGAGGCUGAGAAGCGAGACCUGGUGCGCACACUGGAAAGGACAUCGCAGGAGGUUCAUGUCCAGAGCGAGGAUGUGAAGCGUCUCAGUGACAGGCUGGUGGAGGUCAACGCAACAAACAUGCAGCUAAGGUUGAAGCUAGAUGAGCUGGAGGCUUUGGAGGUCUCAAUCAAGUACAAAGAGAAACGUCUGGAGCAGGAGAAGGAGCUGCUCCAGGGUCAGGUGAGUUGGCUGACCGAGGAACUGAAGACUAAAAGUGAGGAGCUUCUUUCUCUGUCACGGGAGAAGAGUAGUGAGAUUCUAGAGCUCAAAUGCAGCCUGAACAGCAAAGAAGAUGAGUGUAACAGAGUACAGGACCAACUGGCCAGUCUGAAAUCCUCCAAUGAGAACCUUCAAAAGCAAACCGAGGACUUGAUCAGCAAACUGAAAGAGGUCAAAGAACAGCAGGCCAAGUCAGAGGAGAAGUUACACAAUGAACUUAAUACCAACAUCAAGCUGUUGAACUUGUACAAGGGCGCAGCGGCAGAUGCCGAGGCAAAGGGUGAAGAGCUGAACCGAGCUGUAGAAGAGCUGCACAAACUGCUGAAGAAGGCGGGAGAGGCUCACAAGGCCAUGGAGCUGAAGCUGGCCGAGGCAGAGAGCUGCAAACAGAAGGAAGUGUCUGAGCUGAAGGAACGCAUUGGUGAGCUGGAGAAAGAACUCGACAAUGCCAAUGAUCUACUGUCCGACCCCAAGCGCAGAGUUGGCACCACAUCUGCACCAGGUCUCCCAGACGAACAGCUCAGCACCAUGUCUCCCACCGCAGCAGCCAUCACCAAGAUCAGACCUGGCAUGAAGCUCACUGAGAUCUACACGGCAUACAUGGAAUCGCAGGAACAGCUGCAACUAGAGAAACUAGAGAGCAAACGGGUGAAUAAGUACCUGGAUGACAUCGUACAGGAGGUUGAGGCUAAAGCGCCCAUGCUGAAGAGACAGAGGGAGGAGCUGGAGCGUGCACAGAAGUCUGUGGCCAGUCUGUCUGCCAAGCUGGAGCAUGCUGUGCAGGAGGUACAGCGCUUGCAGAAGGAAGCAGACGAGGCCAACAAGCAUUCGUCCGUGCUACAGAGAGACAAUCAGAGGUUUGAGGUGCAGCUCAGUGACAUGGCCCACCAGAUUCGUGUGUUGCUGAUCGAGCUGGAGGAGGCACGUGGGAAUCACGUGGUCCGUGACGAGGAAGAAGUGUGCUCGGCUGACGUAAGCAGUACGUCUGAGGUAAUAUCGCAGCACCUGGUCACGUUCCGAAGUGUGGAGGAACUCCAGCAGCAAAACCAGCGCCUGUUGGCGGCUCUGCGUGAGCUCGGAGACGUACAGGAGAGAGAAGAGGUGGAGGCUGAGGGCACCAAACAAACUGCAGUGCAGAAAAGUUUGGAGAAGGCCCAGGUUGAGCUGGAGCAGCUUCGAGAGCAGCGUGCACACCACAUGCAGCUGGUUGAAUCCAUUGUGCGCCAGCGGGACAUGUACCGCUUCCAGCUUGCCCGGGUGACGGGCGUCAGCUUCCCUCAGCAAGGUGCUUCUUCAGAGGAGUUCUCCCUCACCUCCACUCCUCGUCGUUCCCCUCCAACUACGCCCGCUGCAUCCACACCCGCUGGUCUGGUAUCCACAGCAAUUGAAUCCACAGAGACUGUGGAGGCCAAGGCUGCCCUAAAACAGCUCCAGGAGGUGUUUGGGGCUUAUAAGAGAGAGAAGGCUGAAAGUGAGAAGACUCUAACUGAGCAGUGUGAGAGGUUGCAGGAGCAGGUGUCAGAACUGAGAUCCCAGAACACAAGGAUUUCCACUCAGCUGGAGUUUGCUUCUAAACGGUAUGAGAUGCUGCAGGAUAAUGUGGAAGGUUACCGUAAGGAGAUAGCCUCUUUAAGGGAGAAAACCCAGAAGCAGGCUGCAGCUGGGCAGAAGAGCGAGCAGACCAUCCACACUCUUACACAAGACCUGCGUGCAGCGAAGGAGAAACUGUCCAUGGUUGAAUCGCAAGCAGAGAGCCUGCGCAAGGAGAGAGACAUGCUGAAAAUGGUGGAGUCCAGUCUAUGCCAGGAAAAAGAAUCGAUCCUGGCUCAGCAGAAGAGCCAGAACCUCCUGCUCACCAAUUUGAAAUCCAUCCAGGCCACGUUGGAGCGCUCGGAGAUAGAAACUCGGCAGCGCCUCACAGUGCAGGUGGAGAAGCAGGAGAGAGAGAUUUCCCAGCUUCAGAAGAAACUGCAGCAUGAGGUGGAGCAGAGACAUGCGCUGGAGCGCAAUCAUGAUAAGCAGCUUCUGGAUGCUAAGAAGCAGCUGGAGGUGCAGUGCGCAUUACACCAAAGGACCAGAGAGCAGCUGAGCACCGCACAGCAGGAGCUGAACACUCUCCAGCAGCAGCUGAACACCGGAGAGAGAAGGAGUUCCUCUCCGAGCACCCACACAGGCCUUGCCGGGCUGCAAAGUGGUGAGGAGAACAUAGAGGAACUCCGUAAGCAUCUGACUGAGGCUAAGAGCAGAACUGAGGAUCUUGCUGAGAGACUGGACAGCACCACUGCCUCUCUCGAGCAGUAUAGAGCCAUGUGCCUGAGUCUGGAGGAAGCCUUGGAGAAGGAAAAACAGGUAACGGAACAAGUCAAGACAUCGGUUGAGAGGCAGGUCUUGGAGGCUCAUGAGCAGCUUCAACAACUAGAAAUGAAGCUUCUAGAAGCUCAAAAAGAGAAAAAUGAAGUCCAGGAAGAGAAAAAGAAAGCCGUGGCAGCCAUUGAGCAACAGGUGAGCGAUCUGCAGCGGAACCUGAGCAGCCUGCAGGCUGAGCAUCAGGAAGUGUUGCAGAAGGCAGCUAUGGCGUCCGCUCAGGAGCAGCUGGCUAUACGGGAUAGCAAAGAGCAGGCUCGUCUCGCCAGUGAGGCUCAGGAUAAGUACGAGCAGGAGAUGCUCUUACAUGCAGCAGAUGUGGAGGCCCUGCAAGUGGCUAAAGCCCAGGCCCAACACGCCACACAGCUCCGGCAGCAGCUUGAAGAGAAGCUCCAAACAGUCAGCACACAGCUGUUUGAGGCCCGAGUGUCCUGGGAAGAGCAGGAGAAGAUCCUCAAAGAGGAGCAGACUAAGCUGGAGUCACAUUCCCAGGAGUUGCAGAAGCAGAAUGAGCUCCUACAUGAACAGAUUCAGGCCAUGAGUGGAAAGAUGGCAACCCAGCUACAGAAGGCCAUCGGUGAUAACGCACUGAAUGUUUCUCUUACUGAGGAGGGGAAGUCUCAGGAACAACUUCUGGAGAUCCUCAGGUUUGUUCGUCGCGAGAAAGAAAUCGCAGAGUCACGUUUCGAGGUGGCUCAGGGAGAGAGUCUGAGGCACAGGCUGCGAGUAGAGCAUCUGGAGCGAGAGUUAAAGGAGGUCCAGGACUCCCUUAAUGCUGAGAGAGAGAGGAUGCAGGUGACUGCAAAGACCUUGUCCCAGCAUGAUGAGCUGAUGAAGAAGACUGAGACCAUGAAUGUGCUGGCGGAGACUAAUAAGAUGCUGCGGGAUGAGAAGGAAAGACUGGAGCAGGAGCUACAGGAAACUCUAGUCAAGGUGAACAAGCUGCAGUCAGACAUCUUGCCCAUGCAGGAGGCGAAUGCCGAGCUGAGUGAGAAGAGCGGCAUGCUACAGGCUGAGAAAAAACUUCUGGAAGAGGAGAUCAAACGCUGGAAAACACGCACUCAGUUACUUGUAAGCCAGCAGAAGGACACAGACCCUGAGGAGUACAAGCGGCUGCACUCAGAGAAGGAAGCCCAUCUGAAACGCAUCCAGCAGCUCACUGAGGAAUACAGUCGGCUUAAGGCAGAGGCAAACAGAAGUAGCCUUUCGGUCACCACACUACAGUCUCAGCUGCAGAACCUGCGGGAGGCUCUUGGCAAGGUGACGGUAGAGAGAGAUGGUCAGAAAAAAGAUAUCGAGGCCAAGACUCUGGACAUCCAAGAGAAGCUUAAGACCAUCACACAGGUCAAAAAGAUCGGGCGGCGUUAUAAAACUCAAUAUGAUGAGCUUAAAGUAGAAUACGACAAGAUGGUGGCAGCUGCUGCCUCUGCUCCAGUUCAAGACCAGGAAGCUCAGCAGGCCUCGGCUCAGGAGCUACAGAGCCUCCGGGAAUCUCUCAGCCAAUCAGAGGCCAAGGCUCAAGAACUGGAGAGCCAAUUGGAAACCUUAAACAAAACAAUAGGGGAGCGAGAAACUGAAACGCGCUCUGCACAGGACCAGGCGUCCCAUGUGCAGGGUGAGCUAACACGCCUGCGCCAGGAGUUGGUGGAAAAGGCAGCCCAGGAAGACCGGCACCGGCAGCAGACGACUGAGAAGGAGGAACGAACCAGAAAGACGAUUUUACUGGCAAGGGGCAAAAUCAAUCACCUUAUGGAGGUAAAGGGGCAGUUGACAAAGGAGAAUGAGGAGCUGAAGCAGCAGCGCGAGGAGAUGGAGGUGCGCAUAAAUGCACUGCGCUCACAGUAUGAGGGCCGCAUUAGCCGCCUGGAGAAGGAGCUGCGGGAGCUACGGGACCUGCGGGAGCAGCAGGAGAGACAUGUAGAGCAGAGAGAUGAGCCGGUGGAGCAAGGCCCCAGCAAGACUCAGGAGCAGCAGAGGCCCACAGAACAGAGGCAGAUUUCUCUAAAACCCACACCAGUGGCUGAAAGGGGCAGUGCAAGCACCUCUGAGCCACCUACGGCAAAUAUUAAACCCACUCCACUUGUGGCGACCCCCAGCAAGCCCCCUGCCAUUCCAGGAAACAAGCCCACACCGAGGGCAAGUAUAAAACCGAUGAUCACCCCUGCUGCAGUGCCCACCCCUACCCCCACCGCAACAGUAAUGCCCACCACCCAGCAGGAGACCCAGGAUGCAGUCUCCUCAGAAGCUCCUCUCGACCAUGUGCCUGUGUUUGGAAGCACCACUGGCUCUGUGCGAUCCACCAGCCCCAACAUUCAGACCACUCUGGCUCAGCCAAUGCUGAAUGUUCAGCAGAGCCAGACCACUGCGUUUGUCCAGCCCACUCAGCAGCAGAGUUUACCCCCCACUGAGCCUGCCAGUCAGGAGCCUGCCUCCACCCCCAUGAUGAUGGAGGCUACACCCAGCACUUCCCAGAUGGAGAGACCAUCCACAUCCACGGCUGUGUUUGGAACAGUUUCAGCGACACCUAGCAGCACAUUAACUAAGCGUCCUCGAGAGGAGGAGUUGGAUAACAUUACAGUGGAGCUAGAGCCUCCAGAGGAGCCCACAGAGCCUCCCAUCUCCAAGAAGCUCCGCAUGCAGAGAGUUGAGCUGGAGAUGGAGAUACUCGCAGAGGACAGCACUGAAGCUGAGAGUGUUGUACCAGGAGGGACCCAGGAAGCAGCUGAUGCUGUGGAUGAACUGGAAAACUAUACCACCAUAGGAGAGGUAGAUGAGGAGGCCUCGGCAUCCCAGUCUGUCCCUGUGGAAUUUCUCCUUUCCCAAGUGUCUGAUUCAAACAGUCAGGAGGAACCAGAUGAACCAGUCAACGUCAUAGUUAUUGACUCUGGAAGUGAGGAAGAGCAGGAGGAGGACACAGAUGAAGAUGAGCAGGAUUAUGAGGAAGAAGAGGAUGAGGAGGAAGAGGAGGAUGAUGAUGAUGAAGGUGGAAUGGAGGUAGAAGGAGAGGAUAGCAAUGAGGAGAGUGCCAAUGGAGAUCCCGGUGAGGCCUAUGAGGGCGACAAUACAGAGGGUCCUGAUGCCACAGAUCCAGGAACUGAAACAGAGGAGAGUCUUGGAGCGACAGACUCCACCCAGUGCGUGGCUGUUUCUGCCCCGGUGUCCAGUACGUUAGUGGCAUUCUCUUCUGAACCAAUCACCAGCUCUGCACCUCGCCCUCCGCCGUCGCCACGGAGACAACAGCAAGCACUCCCCUCUCGACUCGGCGUUCUGGCUCCACCUAUACAGGAGCUUGCUCCACCCUCACAAGUCCAGCGCAUCCCUGUGCGGCGACAGCCCGUUGGUCGAGGACUCCAGCUCACUUCGGGUGUAUCCGGUAGUACACAGCCGCAGCAGCACUUCCACGAGGAGGAUGACCGCAUGGUCCCCAACGCCCCCACACUAGCUGUCUCCCAUCGCACUGACUGCUUUGGUGAUGCUAUCCACUCUCCCCAGGUAGCAGGCGUGCUGCGUUUUGGUUAUGGCCUUUCGGAUGACGUCCCACAGACCAGCUCUUCCAACACGGAUCUGGAACAGCUGACUUCACAAGGAGUGAUGGUGUUCUCAGAGACGCACCCCUCAGACGUGACUGAAAACGCCUCCCAGUCUGUGCCCACAGUGAGCACGUCCACUCCGAGUGUGUGUGUUGUGACUGGUCCCAGUGCAGCUGAAGAUCGAGAUGUCCUGCUCGAGGCAGGGGACGAUGGAAGCAGUACUGAGGUAGUCCUGGAGUUGUCUUCUCAGACCGAGGCUGAAGAGCCACCUCACCCUUCAGAUGAGGCCAGUCUCCCCUCUACCAGCCAGGAGCCGUCAUCCAGCUCCGCAGACACAAGCAGCCGCCAGCCACCCAGAGUCAGGACCGGGUCUGGCAGGCAGUGGACUCGAGGUCGGGCCACCAGAGGCUUCGUCAAGAGAGAUGGAUCAGGAGUGAUGGGAGUGCGGCGGCGCUUUGCCAGGUGAAAAGUGCCAAUGAUGUUGCGGUUGUUCUAACUCGGCUCGACAAGCUACUCCACUAAAGCUUUGAUCAUUCUCAUGUUUUGC
Molecule: messenger RNA, 7101 nt
Organism: Clarias gariepinus (North African catfish)
Lineage: Eukaryota; Metazoa; Chordata; Actinopteri; Siluriformes; Clariidae
Gene: tprb
Product: translocated promoter region b, nuclear basket protein
Exons: 49
Coding region: 43-7020 (2325 amino acids)
Biological process (GO): mRNA export from nucleus; protein import into nucleus
Cellular component (GO): nuclear pore
Molecular function (GO): structural constituent of nuclear pore
Source: RefSeq, a predicted model, not a curated record